This is a messenger RNA of Branchiostoma belcheri (Belcher's lancelet), 811 nucleotides long. RefSeq lists its product as uncharacterized. The record is from RefSeq and is a predicted model, not a curated record. The coding region runs from base 137 to 415 and encodes 92 amino acids. The transcript has 4 exons. Lineage: Eukaryota; Metazoa; Chordata; Leptocardii; Amphioxiformes; Branchiostomatidae.
AAUUACUAAUUUGCAUAAUUGUCUUGUACGGUGGACUAUAUAAUCCCAUCCCCGCGAGUCCUUUUCAUUCAUUCCUCCAGCCGUGAUCUCUGAGUGACAUCGUUCUGUGAUCUACCUACUUCUCCGAAGCUCCAACAUGAAGCUGUUUGUCUGCAUGCUGCUGGUGACGAUCGUCGUCAUGGCAACGCUGAUUGACGACUCCGAGGGAUGGAGGCGCCGGCGCAGGCGCAGAAGAUCCGGACUCCAGGCCGAUACAGAUGCUGACUCAGAUUUGAGGGAGGUUAUGGAAGAGGCGAGGGCGCUCCUGGAUGAACUGAAUGAACAGCCCGAACAGCUGGAUACACGGGAAAUGGACGACCUGGACGAGGGGAACCUUCUCGCAGAUCAAGAAGAAGGAGACGGUAGCGCUGAGUGACCCAACGGACGACCCGAACAACAUAACUUUUUAAUGGCAUCAAAAGAGAUGAAAAUAAGAAAAAAUAGACCCAAUGUGUCAUUGGAGGAUUAGUCGUCUCUUUUUAAAUUUCUUGAAUUGAUUCCUUUUGUAUAAAGUGUAAUGUUAUGAAGAUCAUCCAAAACCCAAAAGUGACCAGCUGGCAUCCAAUGUAUAGACACAGGACAUGAUAAAAGACGCCAAAAAUACUUGACAUGAUUAACAUGAUUCAGUGCCAAACAAUGGAGUCGGUCCGAAGACGUAUGGAUUACUAGUACUCCCGGUAUAAAAUAAAAAUGUUUCCGUGUAUAUAUACUGAGACCAUACUGUGUAUUUAAAGAUUUUUGCUCCUUGGUCCAAUAAAACUUAUUGAAAAAA